AUGGCGCCUUCAGCCACCGACCACUUGCGACAGCGCCAACUGCUGCUCUUCCAGAAACUUUUAAACCAGCGCGAUGGUGCCAGCCCCCUUACUCUCGUACUCGAUAGUCUCGAACAGCCUGCUGGACCUCUCGUAACCGAGUUUGCGCUUCGGGCAAAGAAAGCGGCCAAAGCCAAGGUCAUCUAUCUCGGUUUUUCUACUCUCAAGAGGAAUCCGCAUGCGGAUGUAUAUCUGAGUGCUAGGGGCAAGACCCCAGCUGCCGUGAGGACAGAGCUCUUGAAGCACUAUCCUGCUGUUGACUCGGGGGCCGCAAAACAAGGCACACGGCCUCAGAGGGCUAUUGUCAUCCUCGACUCUCUAAACCCUUUCAUCUCCACACACUCAGAACAACUCACCGCAUUCCUCUCAAAUAUCAUCACCCCCACCGUCUCCCUCAUCGCCAUCUACCACACUGACGUCCCCUGCGUCCUUCCCAAAACCUACAGCGAAUACGCGCCCCACCCAUUCACUGUCAUUACUCACCUCGCAACCGCCAUCCUAUCUCUUUCCAGUUUGGACCAUGAGAUCGAGCGCCAAAAGGCCCGAAACCGCAGCGUGCCAGAACCAGAGUUCGGUCUCAACGAGGGCCGCGAUGGUGUCCUCAUCGGACUACAGGAGAAGAGAACACCGAAGCAAGGCCGUGGCCUCGUCGUGGACAUGGAGAUCAGGAGGCGUAGCGGCCGCGCUGUGACGGGCAAGUUCGUCCUCAUGAUUCCUCCGGAUGUGGAGAGGAGAAAGGGGGCGCUGUCGAGUUUCUGUUUGCAGGAGAGCCAUCCUGCCUUUAAGCCUCCCGAAGACGAAGCAGGCAGUGAGGGGCAAGAGACGGAAGGGGAUGGACCAGAGAGCACAUUCAAUCUGGGGCUUACGGAGAAGCAGAGAAAGGAUCGUGAGGGGAUCGUGCUGCCUUAUUUUGAUGCGCAGACGGAGAUUGGCGGAGGGGAGGGUGGGAGGAUUCUAUACGAAAUGGGGAGGGAAGACGAUUUUGAUGAUGAGGAAGAUGAGAUAUGA
This is a messenger RNA of Scedosporium apiospermum, 1047 nucleotides long. RefSeq lists its product as uncharacterized. The record is from RefSeq and is a predicted model, not a curated record. Gene Ontology annotation, cellular component: nucleus; elongator holoenzyme complex; cytosol. NCBI's taxonomy places the organism in Eukaryota, Fungi, Ascomycota, Sordariomycetes, Microascales, Microascaceae. Gene Ontology annotation, biological process: tRNA wobble uridine modification. Gene Ontology annotation, molecular function: tRNA binding. Bases 1 to 1047 code for a protein of 348 amino acids. The transcript is spliced from 3 exons.